AUGCAAACAUGCAGGAUCGUGGUUGUGGAAGGGCUGAAGGCGGCGACUGCCCACCUCGACCGACGGCCGGCCGAUUCGAGCAGCAGCCGCGAAGAGAGCAGCACCAGCACCAGUGGCAGCCGACGCGAGGGCAGCCGCAGCGGCAGGAGAUCGGGAGGCAGCGCGAGUACCGGUGACGUCGACAUGCGCGAGCUCCACGACAGCCUCAUCAAGCUCUUCUCCCCCUUUGGCAGCGUCACCUACGUCAACGAGCACCUCUUCGCCGCCGAAGAUGCGCUCUUCGUGUUCUUCACCCACAUACGCGAUGCGCAAGAGGCCAAGGAGGAGGUGGAGAAGGACCUCCGUAAGCACCUCCGGCCGGUGAUCAACACGCUCGGACCCCACGUGGAGAAGGGCGAGCCCGACUGGAGCGCCGUCAAGAUCCGCUACGAGGAGCCCAAGACCCUCGCUCUGCCCGUCACCGCCGGGCACAAGUCGAGCCGCCAUCUGUGGGUGGGGUCGAUCGACGACACGGUGGUGACGUCGGCCACGCUCGAGGCCGUGUUCGGCGCCUUCGGCACCCUCACGGACCGCCCGCACAUCAACGUCGGCCGCCAGCAGGGCUUUGUCGACUUCCAGACGGUGUACGAGGCGGUGGACGCGCUGACACACAUGAACGGGGUCUUCCUCGGCUGCCUGCCGCUGGAGAUCCGUUUCGGCCGACAGGAGUUCGGCAAGGUGCUCUGGAUCGGUGGUCUCGACGACACCAUGACCGAGAGGCGAUUGUGGCAGGCGUGCUACGACUGGGGCAUGGUGAAGUCGGUCGCCAUUCACGCGUCGAAGCAGUGCGCCUCGAUCACCUUCUCGGCGCCCGAGGAGGCCCAGCUGGCGCUCGACAUGAUGCAGGGCCUGUACCCACCCCUCCCCUCACUGGCCCUGCUUCCGUCUGCCACGGCCCUCAAGCGUAAGCUCAAGGUGGACUACUUCCGCACGGCGCGCACCUUCCCCGGGCCUGAGUUCUCGUCGCCCACAGUGCCGCCGCCCUUCUCGCCCACACUCCGCAGCGGCAGCAAGGGCCGCGGCUCCGUCCCGCCGACUUCGCCUCCGCCGCCGUCGCAGCCCGUCGGUGCUCCGCCCGCGUCCGCCGCCUCCUCGGCCGCUGCCGACCGAGACAAGGACCAGCGCGAACGCGAGCGCGAUACCACAAAGGAGAGGGAGAGGGAGCGAGAAAGGGAGCUGGCGGCGCGCGGCAGCGGAGCGCCGCCCAAGCGCCACCCACCGCCCGCCACAGCAACGGCGCCGGCGCCGGCUGCGCCAGUGCCGACUGUGUCUUCAUCAACGUCGGCGUCAGCAGUGUCGACACCUGUCGCUGCGGAGUUGCCGGCGGGGACGCCCUCCGUGUCAACAGGGACACCGCCGCUGCCCUCCAACCUGGCCCUCUCCUCGGCGCGUCCGCAGAAGCGCAAGGCCGCCGCCGACGACCGUCUGCCCGGCGCCUCGUCUGCGUCAGCCGGCGCGCAGGUCGCGGAGGCCUCCGAUGCCGGCGCCCAUCAUCACCGAAGGAAGCGCGAGAAGCUCGACGUCGUCGAUACGUCGACUACGCCCGCGCCGGCCAAGGCGGUGCCCGCGGCUCCGGCCGGCAAGGACCUCAGCCCCUCGACCACCUCCAUGCCCACCGCAACCAUGCCCUCGCCUCCUCCUCCUUCUGCCUCGGCCGUGCCACCCGUUUCGUCGUCAUCUUCGUCGUCAUCGCUCGCUUCUUCGUCUCCCUCUUCUUCUUCGUCGUCUUCGGACCGACGACGCGAAGGCACGCCGCCACAUCGCUACUUUGUGCCGUCGCCCGAGGAGUGGUACAUCCCGGGCUCGAGCAAGCGUGGCGACACUGAACGCGGCGGUGGCGGCGGCGGCGGCCUGAGCGUAAGUGGCGGCCGAGGGGAGCCCUCGUCGUCGUCGUCGGCCUGGAAUCCGCCUCCGCGCGAGCGUGAGCCGCUGCCGCCGCCCCCGCUGGCUGGCGGCGGUCGCAUGGCGCCUCUUAAGAGCCGCAGCGCCGAGUGGAGCGACGCCGGCGGCCGAGGCCGCGAGUGGAGCGACGUGGCGCCGGCGCCGCUGCCUCCGCCGCGAGGAGGACCACGAGACUGGGAUCGCGGCGGCGGCGUCUCGCGCGAGUGGACCGACCGCGGCGGCGGCAUCGGCAUCAGCGGCGGCAGCGGCCGAGACGGCGGGCGUGGUGGCAUCCCUCCGCCUCACGCCUACCCGCCCUUCUCACCUCCGCCCUUCAAACCUCGGGGCCGGCUGCCGGGGCACAGGCGGGGUCCGAAGGGCUACCCGCAGGAGUGGGAACCCCACGACGUGCGCUCGUUCGAGGCGCUGCCCCCCUACGACGCCGCCGACUUCCAUCCGCUUGACUACGAAGGCACCGCCCCCGACCCCCGGAUGGCGCCGAAGGCCUACCACGAGUGGGAGUACGAGUCCCGGUUCGAGACUGGUCCGCCGCCUCUCUACGAGCCCGACUACCGUCCCGACUACGAUGGCCAGCUGCACGAGGGCGACAGGCGAUACGAGCGCGGGAGGCACGAGCGGGAUCGGGAGAGGGACCGCGACGCGCGCGACCGCGACCGCGACGUGGGGCCGCCGCCCUACCACCCGGCCGACCUGCCCCCGCCCCGCGCCGGCUCCCCCUACUGA
Molecule: messenger RNA, 2664 nt
Organism: Acanthamoeba castellanii str. Neff
Lineage: Eukaryota; Discosea; Longamoebia; Acanthamoebidae
Product: RNA recognition motif domain containing protein
Exons: 11
Coding region: 1-2664 (887 amino acids)
Molecular function (GO): RNA binding
Source: RefSeq, a predicted model, not a curated record